Phragmites australis (common reed) is the source of this 2037-nucleotide messenger RNA. RefSeq names its product pentatricopeptide repeat-containing protein At5g66520-like. Gene Ontology annotation, biological process: RNA modification. Bases 1 to 1479 code for a protein of 492 amino acids. The record is from RefSeq and is a predicted model, not a curated record. Gene Ontology annotation, molecular function: RNA binding; protein binding. The transcript has a single exon. NCBI's taxonomy places the organism in Eukaryota, Viridiplantae, Streptophyta, Magnoliopsida, Poales, Poaceae.
AUGCGGUGUGGCAUCCAGAACGCCAGGGCCCCCUCCUGGUUCGCCGCCGCGGCCGCGGCCGCCGCCAAACCAGCCAGCUUCCGCCGCAUACACGCCCUCCUCCUCACCUCCGGCCACCUCUCCUCCCGCCCCUCCGUCAACUCCCUCCUGCGCGAUGCCCCCUUUCCCUCCGAAUGCGCCCUUCUCCUUCGACUCCUGCUCUGCCAUCGUCUCCUACCCGACCACAUCUCCCUCUCCUUUUCCCUCCACUCCUGCACCCGCCACCCCAGCCACCCGCUCACGAGCCUCUUCCACUCGCUGACCGUCAGGCUGGGCCACUCCCGCGACGUCUACGUCGUCAACGCCGCCGUCUCCUCCUACUUCGCCGCCUCCGACGUCGCCUCUGCUGAUAGGCUCUUCGCGGAGAUCUCUAAGGAUGCCGCUGACGUUGUCACCUGGACCACCAUGGUCACCGGGCACGCCAACGCUGGUCAUCUGGAGCGGGCAAGGUGGUUCUUCGAGGCAAUGCCCGAGAGGAACGUGGUUUCUUGGAACGCGAUGCUGGGCGCGUACGCCCGCGCCGGGGUGCUUUCCGAGGCGCGGCAGCUGUUCGAUGGAAUGCCCGGCAGGAACGCCGCCACGUGGAGUUCUAUGGUUACUGGGCUCGUCCAGUCCGGGCACUGUGAGGAGGCGUUGAGGGUGUUCGGCGACAUGGUCGGUCGCGGUGCCGUGCCGAACGAGGCCGCUCUGGUGAGCGCCGUCUCAGCCUCCGCACAGCUGCGGUCGGUGGAGCACGGCGCGUGGGUGCACGCGUAUGCUGAGCGGGAGCUGCAAGGGAUGAUGAGCGUCGUCCUUGCGACCGCGAUCAUAGACAUGUAUGGGAAAUGUGGGAGUAUCCGUGAUGCCAUCAGGGUGUUCGCUGCAAUGCCCGUGAGAAACAUCUACUCCUGGAACUCAAUGAUCGCUGGGCUAGCCAUGAACGGUGGCGAGAGGCAGGCCCUGUCACUCUUAUGGAAGAUGCAGAUGGCCGGUGUUCGACCAAAUGACAUAACUUUUAUUGGGUUACUGAGCGCCUGCAGCCACUCUGGCCUUGUCAAUGAGGGCCGCUGGUUGUUUGACAGUAUGAUCGAUGACUUUUGGAUACAACCAGACCCAGAGCAUUAUGGUCUUAUGGUCGAUUUGCUUGGCAGGGCUGGUCGUGUCAGAGAGGCAAUGUAUUUUGUCAAGAGCAUGCCUGUGGAACCACACCCAGGAUUAUGGGGUGCACUAGCUAGUGCCUGCAAGAUGCAUGGAGAGGUGGAGCUUGGUGAGGAGGUUGCCAAGAAGCUCAUUGAACUAGAGCCCCGUCAUGGCAGCCGGUACAUCCUCCUAUCAAACUUAUAUGGCACCGCGAAUAGAUGGGAUGACAUGGCCACCGUGCGCAGGCUUCUCAAGCGCCGCAAGGUCCCCAAGGGCACUGGCAACGCUGUGGUUGGAAAUGACAUCCAGUACAUGGAAUGACAGAAUCCACCCACGAUGAGGAUUUAGGACUACUUUACACUGAUAAGUGCAUUGAGACUUUGCAUUGGUUGGACCAAGGAGCAACGUGAGAUCGAUGAACCUGGAAGAGAUUGGGGACUGAAACAGGACUCCUGAAGGAGAAAAUAUUUGAUUUAUAUGUCAGCAUAUGCCUAAUUGCCCAUGCUGCACUUGAACUGCAUUGAGUAAUUGCACGUACAGGGAGCAGAACUGAAAAAACCUGGCAAGAAGUCUAGGUUGGUGCUUGAAUACUGACCAAAAAGGGUAGAAACUCAAGUGACUUUAACGAUUGUGUGGUAUGAACAGUUCAUCAUUAGGUGAUUCAGGCUCGCAAGGAUUUUUCCACUAGAUACUGUACCUUGUUUUUGUUGCAUAUUGAGGUUAAAACUCAAAAGUGCGGUGGAUGAGAUCAAUCCAACCACUUGAAUGGUGAUUUUGUGAAAUGUGUCUUGUAAGCUUAAUUUGCGAAAUUGCUUAUACGGUUUAUCUUUGCUACCUUCUACCAUUACACAUUUACAUGUAUUUACCAAAAUUUAUGAU